GACGAAUGAAGUAAGCACCACCGGGCAGAGGCGCACAGGGUUUUGGUUCCGGACUCCGGAGUUCAAUCCUCCCCAUUAUACUCCCCCUAAAUUCAAAUUCGAUUAAACUCAAAUUCAAUUCGAAUUCAAUUAGAGAGAGACACAGAGAGUUGCAAUGGCGGAGCACUUGGCUUCGAUAUUCGGGACGGAGAAGGACCGCGUGAACUGCCCCUUCUACUUCAAGAUCGGCGCGUGCCGUCACGGCGACCGCUGCUCCCGUCUCCACAACCGCCCCACCAUCAGCCCAACGCUCCUCCUCUCCAACAUGUACCAACGCCCCGACAUGAUCACCCCCGGCGUCGACCCCCAGGGUCAGCCCCUCGACCCCCGCAAGAUCCAGGACCACUUCGAAGACUUCUACGAGGACAUCUUCGAGGAGCUCGACAAGUUCGGCGAGAUCGAGAGCCUCAACGUCUGCGACAAUCUCGCCGAUCACAUGAUCGGCAACGUCUACGUCCAGUUCAAGGAGGAGGAUCAAGCCGCGGCGGCGCUCCAGGCUUUACAGGGGAGAUUCUACAACGGCCGCCCGAUUAUCGCGGACUUCUCGCCGGUCACGGAUUUCCGCGAGGCCACGUGUCGCCAGUUCGAGGAGAACAGCUGUAACCGGGGAGGUUACUGUAAUUUUAUGCACGUGAAGCUGAUUGGGAGGGAGUUGAGGAGGAAGCUUUACGGGAGGUACCGCGGGUUUAGGGCUAGCCGGAGCAGGAGCCGCAGCCGGAGUUUGAGCCCGCCGCGGCACCGGAGGGAUAGGGACUACCGGGAGAGGGAUUAUAGAGGGAAUGGGAAGAGAAGCAAGGAUAGGUAUGACAGGGACAGAGACAAUGGGAGGAGGAGACAUGGCAGUCCCGGGCGGAGCAGAACCAGGAGCAGGAGCCCUGUGGCGGCCGUGAGGGAAGGGAGCGAGGAGCGCCGUGCUAGAAUUGAGCAGUGGAACCGAGAAAGGGAGGAGAAGCAGUGAUUGUGGAGUUGGAUUUUCGUUGGAAUUUGCUUUUAGUGGCCUGUAAAGCUCAUGUCAUGGAGACUCUAGUUUUGAUGACUUCCACUGCUAGCGCAGUACGAUAUCACACAGCUAGCUUGAUCCUGUGUUCUUCUCCUAUUUUUCUUCUUCUCUGCUAUUUUUCUUUUCCCCCCUUUCUAAUAUUACAGGAUGUUGCUAGUUGAUAGCAUCAUAUGCAGUGUAGGUUCUUAGGAUGGGUGCUUGUUCUACAGUUUACACAUCAUAACGCCCAUGAUAAUUGAAUGUUAGAUGCUGAAUCUAUAUUGGAUUCUCAGCACGCUGGUGAUAUGGUGAUAUCAGACCCGCAAUUACCAGUUCUAUAUCAUGUCUGGCUGGCCAGAAUCUUCUGCUUUUUAGUUUUUAUAAUUUCACAUCAUUGUGUAGGUAGGUAUCCACGGGACCUGGAAGUUAGUGCUUGACAGACUGAUAGAGCGCCAUUCGGUUUUCUCUUCCUUGUAUUUAAUCCGAGUUUGACGUUCAUUUCUUUCUCUGUGAACUAUUAAUAUUGCGGUGUAUGGUUUUAGGAACAAGAAAACAGGUCAGAUUCAGACUAGCUAUGGUGUAGCCUGCCACUAGGUACUCCUUUGGUUUGAUUGGUACUAGGUAUUUCUUCUGCAGGAUAUUACAUCAUCGGUCGUGCCCAAAAGUGCUCUGCAAAUGUAUUGCAUCAUCAGUCAGUUAGAUUAUAUUCGUCUAGCACACAAUAGUCACUGGUGACAUGUCUGCAGUGUUUUAGUUUUACAAUGAAAUGGUUAGUUUUGAUGUACC
Fragaria vesca subsp. vesca is the source of this 1804-nucleotide messenger RNA. Its product is annotated as splicing factor U2af small subunit B-like. Gene Ontology annotation, cellular component: U2AF complex; spliceosomal complex. Lineage: Eukaryota; Viridiplantae; Streptophyta; Magnoliopsida; Rosales; Rosaceae. Gene Ontology annotation, biological process: mRNA splicing, via spliceosome. The record is from RefSeq and is a predicted model, not a curated record. Gene Ontology annotation, molecular function: metal ion binding; pre-mRNA 3'-splice site binding. The coding region runs from base 155 to 997 and encodes 280 amino acids. The transcript is spliced from 2 exons.